GUGCACUGAUUGUGUGUGUGUGUGUGUGGGUGUGGGUGUGUGGUGUCCUGGCUGUGUUUCCUCUUCUACACUCUUGGUGGUUUCAUUUACCUUCCUCACUCAACACUAAGGCAGCUGAGAGCUCACGACGUUAAACCCCCUCGUCUUGGUUUAUGGGAAGUCAUAGUUUUUGAAGAUGGAAAAAGGGCAACCACCACAAGAUUCGGCUCCACCUUACCCCGGCCCACCAGCGGACUAUGGGGCUCCAGCAGGGCCAGGGAUGUACCCGCAGCCUGGCUAUGGACCUUCACCUACCGGACCACCGCCCGCUGCAUACCAGGGAGGUGUCCCUUAUGCAGCAGUUCCAGCUACAGCAGCAGUGACGAUGGUAGUAUCACCGCAACUACAGGACGUUGCAGGCCAGACGGUGUGCCCUCACUGCCAGCAGUCAGUGAUCACCCAUACAGAGCACAAACCUGGACUGAUGACCUGGGCCAUCUGCGGCGGCCUCGCCAUUUUUGGCUGUUUCUUGUGCUGCUGUAUCCCAUUCUGCGUGGAAGCCUGUCAAGAUGUGGAGCAUCGCUGUCCAAACUGCCAGAAAGUCAUCUACUUAUACAAGCGACUUUAAGACUGUCUUGACUGUGAAUUACAGGAAAAAUGUACCAUGCAUAUUACAAAAAAAUUGUAACCCAUUAUUACGUGGUAUGUAGUGAUUUUACAGCUGAUCAGAAUAUUCUGUUUACUGACUGCAGUUAUCCCCUCAUCAUCAAUGUAUGGCAUUAAGUGUUACCUGCUUCUUUGUCCUGAGAGAAAUGACAAUGCAUGCAUACCGUAAAAGUGUGGUGCAGGCUUUGUAAUUGAAGGACAAUACUUAGUAGCUAGUAAAAUAUGUUAUUUGUUCAGCAAUUGUUAUAUGGCUGAUUAUAUGAAUAAAAAUGUACACACAUUUUUAAA
This is a messenger RNA of Thalassophryne amazonica, 933 nucleotides long. Its product is annotated as LITAF domain-containing protein-like. NCBI's taxonomy places the organism in Eukaryota, Metazoa, Chordata, Actinopteri, Batrachoidiformes, Batrachoididae. The record is from RefSeq and is a predicted model, not a curated record. Gene Ontology annotation, molecular function: zinc ion binding. The transcript is spliced from 5 exons. The coding region runs from base 176 to 607 and encodes 143 amino acids.